AUGCAUGGAGGAGGGUACAGCUUACAUGGAUGUGGUUAUGAGAAGGAUGCUACUGGAACUCAAGUUAUUGAACAUUUAUUAAAAAUCAUGAAUUACAACUUUUACACAUGCAGAUUAGGUACCAAAUAUCAAUUUAUGACUCUAGGGAAAGAAGAAGGAAUUCACAACGUACUUUUAAUAGAUGAAGAAGUUCAUGUUGCAAGGCAAAGAGAGAGAAAUCAUCUUGAAGCUAAAAGAACAAGGACGCCUAUUAUAAUCGCUAGAACAUUUCGACGAAUAAUAGAGAUUACGAGACUAAGAGCUUGA
Molecule: messenger RNA, 306 nt
Organism: Funneliformis geosporum
Lineage: Eukaryota; Fungi; Glomeromycota; Glomeromycetes; Glomerales; Glomeraceae
Source: the annotation of a GenBank genome assembly